Plectropomus leopardus (leopard coralgrouper) is the source of this 938-nucleotide messenger RNA. RefSeq names its product cytochrome b-c1 complex subunit Rieske, mitochondrial-like. NCBI's taxonomy places the organism in Eukaryota, Metazoa, Chordata, Actinopteri, Perciformes, Serranidae. The record is from RefSeq and is a predicted model, not a curated record. Gene Ontology annotation, cellular component: membrane. Gene Ontology annotation, molecular function: 2 iron, 2 sulfur cluster binding; quinol-cytochrome-c reductase activity.
GCGAGUUUCUGGUAAAGCAGAUCACAGGAGUGCACGUAAGAUUUAAAACGCAAAGGUCGUGUCUCCAGCUGCGGUGUGAAGGUCCCUUAUUUUGGGACAAAAUGAUGUCCAUAGCCGCUCGUUCUGGGGCUUUUCCCCAGUACCUGCAGGCUACAAAACACACAGUUAAAAGCCUGGUGUCCUCUGGAGCCAAGGACUUGGUGCCUGCUGCUGCUGCUGGGGGAAUCCGCCUCGUCCACACAGAUGUCAAGAUCCCUGAUUUCUCAGAUUACCGUCGCCCCGAGGUUAUCGAUCCCAACAAGUCCUCGCAGGAAAGCAGUGAGUCAAGAAGGUCGUUCUCUUACCUCGUCACCGGAGCGACCACUGUUGUUGGUGUGUAUGCAGCCAAGACAGUGGUCACCCAGUUUGUCUCCUCAAUGAGUGCAUCAGCAGAUGUCCUGGCCUUAUCCAAGAUUGAGAUCAAGCUCAGUGACAUCCCUGAAGGCAAGAACAUGACCUUCAAGUGGAGAGGAAAGCCCCUGUUUGUCCGUCACCGCACAGAGAAGGAAAUCGCCACAGAAGAGGCUGUGAAUCUGGCGGAGCUGCGUGACCCUGAGCAUGACAAGGAUCGAGUGGUUAACCCCAGCUGGGUCAUUGUCCUUGGCGUGUGCACCCAUCUGGGAUGUGUCCCCAUUGCCAACGCCGGAGACUUCGGAGGCUACUACUGUCCUUGCCACGGCUCUCACUAUGAUGCUUCAGGAAGAAUAAGAAAGGGACCUGCUCCUCUGAACCUGGAAGUUCCGUACUAUGAAUUCCCAGAUGAAGAUACGGUGGUGGUGGGAUAAAUACUGGAGCUCUGUCUCAGUUCCUCUCAGUAAAAUGUAUAUUUUAGAUGAUAGAUGAUUCUUUGCGAGAGUUGGAGAUGUGUAUUUACUAAUAAAGGCAUAUUUCUAACUCUA